Molecule: messenger RNA, 945 nt
Organism: Impatiens glandulifera
Lineage: Eukaryota; Viridiplantae; Streptophyta; Magnoliopsida; Ericales; Balsaminaceae
Product: probable CCR4-associated factor 1 homolog 11
Exons: 2
Coding region: 1-945 (314 amino acids)
Cellular component (GO): CCR4-NOT complex; CCR4-NOT core complex; P-body
Molecular function (GO): nucleic acid binding; poly(A)-specific ribonuclease activity
Source: RefSeq, a predicted model, not a curated record
AUGGCCUCCAACAAUAGUAUUCGUGAAGUUUGGAACUAUAAUAUUAGUGAAGAGAUUGAUAUGAUUUAUAAAAUCCUUCCUUUCACACCGUUUGUGUCAUUCGAUACGGAAUUUCCCGGCACUAUUUACAAGCCCGACGUUCCAAACUAUUGCCUUACGAGUCUACCUCCUGAAACUAACUAUUUUUAUAUGAAGGCCAAUGUAGACGCCCUCAAGUUAAUCCAAUUUGGUCUAACACUGUCAACUUUUCCCGACCCUCUUUCCGGAUCCGUACGUUCGUUUGUAUGGCAGUUUAAUAUCAAGGAUUUUGACGUUGAUUCAGAUGUUCACAACUCAGACUCUAUAGCACUUUUAAAGAAUCAGGGUAUUGACUUUACAAGGAACAAAGUAGAUGGUAUUGAUUCGGGAUUGUUAAUCUCUAUGUUGACGGAUUGUGGAGUGUUUGGCUCUAAGAUUCCUCAUGCUUGGAUCACUUUUCAUGGUGCCUAUGACUUUGGAUUCGUCGUCAAGAUUUUAACCGGAAGUCCCCUUCCAUCGGAUCCGAUCACGUUCAUGGUUCUAGUCAGGCAAAUAUUUGGGGAAUCAGUUUUCGACCUCAAACACGUUAUGAAGUCUUUCAAUGGACUUUACGGUGGGUUAGACAAAUUGGCAAAUACUCUUAAAGUGGAAAGAAGAUCGGGCACUCAGAGUCAUCAGGCUGGUUCAGAUAGUCUUCUUACGAUGGAAGAUUCUCGCACCUUCUGGAAUAAUCCUCAAAAUGAUGUUUCAAUCGCCACUUUUGACUUGUUGAACUAUGGCAAAUUGACAUUCUUUCCUGAUUUGAGUGAUGAAGAAAACAUUUAUAUGAAGGAUGGGUCUAUUUUCGAACCAGGGGUCAUGUCAGAAAUGAGUUCCAUUAUCGUUUCCAAUUUGAAUGUUGAUCAUCUUGCCCGCACUGUCUCUUAG